CUUCAAACAAAUCCUGUCUGAGAUGAGAGCAAGUCAGUCAAUUAUUUUUAUUUAAUUUUCAAAGAUUUCCUCUUCAAUUAGAAAAAAAUGGAGAUAUAAUCAAACACGAACUUUCUAAAUUCCGUAUUCAGUACCUCCACGUUAAUCAAUAUGCCUUCAAAUUAGUGAAAGUAACAAACUUACGAAUAAUGGAUCUUCCAUACGAGGUUUUAGUUUACCUUUUUAAAUACCUACCCAAAUCUGAUAGAAAAGCUGCAAGUGAAACAUGCAGGUCAUGGUAUCAUGCUGCUAAUGAUCAUUGUUUUCUGAAAAACAAAGUUGCUGUAUUUUUUAAAUCAAUUUUGGAUGAAGAAAAUAUUUCACCUAUACACAUUUUUGAAAAAUCUUGUAUUAUGUAUCAAAAUUAUGUAUUCAGUGAAGUAGAAAUUUCAAAUAAACUUAAUGAGUUUUGGGAUAGUAUGGGAGAGUACAUAGCAUCACUGACCCUCCGAAAUUGUGACAUAUGUGAAAAGAUUUUUGUUUACAUGAUGCAAAAAUGCCCUAGUCUGGAAGAAUUGAACAUAGAAAGUUGCAGAGAAUUAUUUAUGUCUGGGCGUUUACUAGAAGGAAAAUCGGAGGGUUUAUUGACUAACAAUUUGGACAAAUUAAAAAGCUUGAGCUUAGCAGGAAAUCAUUACCUCACCGAUGCAUUAUUUAGUAGAUUUGCAGUAGCUUCCCCAUCUCUGGAAUCACUAAACCUAUCAUCAUGCUCGUUACAAUUUCAUUUAGGAAUAGUAAAAAAGUUUUAUCCACCUAACACAGAUGUUUUUCAGAAUCCUUCUGAGAGUGUCCUAACAUUCUAUUUUAUUUUGCAAUUUAUACAACAACAGGCUAAACAUAUUAAACAUAUAUCGUUUUCAAAAACAUUAAUAGAUGGAAUUGCAUUGAAAUCACUUUCUGAAAUUGAAAAUCUUAAGUUAGAGUCAUUAGAAGUACAUUCCUGUGACCAACUUACCAAUCCAGGCAUACUUGCUCUCACCACCCAUCAAACAUAUUUGAAAGUGCUUGACAUUGGAUUAUGCACUAGAGUUACAGAUAUGUCUUUAGUACAUAUUUGUAAUAACUUAAUCAAUCUGGAAUAUCUGAGCAUUCAGAGAUGUCGGGCAGUUACUGACCUGGGAGUAACUGAACUAUCUAAACUGAAAAAGCUCAGGUCACUGAAUAUAUCUCAGUGUGAUCUUAUAACAAAAGAAGGUUUAAAGAAUGGGCUAUGUUCCGAAGUGAAUUAUACCAUUGAAGAAUUAAACAUACAUUCUCUAAAUUUGGAUGAAUCUGGACUUAUAAUGAUUUCAGAAAAUAUGCCUAAACUUCAGUCUCUAGAUAUUAGCUAUUGCUUUAAUGCUGUGACAGAUACUACUAUACAAGUUUUAUUUAAAAAUCAAGUACUCUUGCAUUCACUUAAAAUGAGUCAUUGUGAUAAGGUAUCUGAUGCUGGACUAACAGGAAUGGGGAAAGUAGAGCCAGAUUGUGGGGACGAUGGUCCAAUCAUGUCCACAAUUGUAGAACCUGUUACUAAUCACAAAAUCUGUCUUGGAUCUAGAGCUGAGGAAGAAAUAGUACGCGAUGCCAAAAGGAAGCGUGAUGUAAUGUUAAUGUGCGAAAAGCUAACUAUGGAUACAUUUAGUGGUUUCUCAUUAGCACGUUUGCAAAGUCUAAGGGAGUUAAAUAUAAGUGGCUGUAACAGAAUAACUGAUGUCAGCUUAACAUAUGCAUUUAACUUCAAACAACUUGUUGUCCUGAACUUAAGCAGAUGCCAACAGAUAACUUACGAAGGAAUAGGACACCUAGUCGUAAAUUGCCCUAGUAUUGAAUACUUCAAUCUAAAUGAAUGUUUCAAUCUUAACGACAAUGCUGUUGCUGAAAUAGCAAAAGGAUUAAAGAGGCUUAAGGAACUUGAAUUACGGGGAUGUAACCAAUUAACAGAUAACACAUUGAAGGAAGUUAGGUUGCAUUGCGAAAAGUUGAACUUCUUAGAUGUGCAGGGUUGUCGGCUUAUAUCUCCAGAACUGGCAUGCACUGUAGGAACUUUGCCAAACUUACAUACGAUCCUCAUUUCCAAGCCUGGACCCUACAUUGUGGAAGGCGUAAAAAAUAGGUCACCUGCCCCAACCUUUUUACCGUCUUUAAUGCGCAAACUGCGAUUACAUUAGAGGUUUUAUUAUUAUCAUAUUACAUUUCGAUUAAAUUUAUAUAUUAAAUUGCAUUUUAAAUAAUAUAUUAAUAAGUUUAAAAUAUUUUAUAAACUAAAUUAAUAUUACCUGAUAACCAGAACACAAAGUGUUAUAUUAUAUUUAUUAUUUUUUUCUAAAAUUAUGUACUACUUUAUUGUUUUGCUUAUUUCCUAAAAGGAAGUUGUAGUAGCCUGUGAUAAUAUUUGUAUUUUAUUUGGUAGUACAAAUUGUGUAUUAAAAAUAAUGGUGGAAAGUC
Messenger RNA from Plodia interpunctella (Indianmeal moth), 2466 nucleotides. Its product is annotated as F-box/LRR-repeat protein 14-like. Gene Ontology annotation, biological process: SCF-dependent proteasomal ubiquitin-dependent protein catabolic process. Gene Ontology annotation, cellular component: SCF ubiquitin ligase complex. Bases 189 to 2189 code for a protein of 666 amino acids. NCBI's taxonomy places the organism in Eukaryota, Metazoa, Arthropoda, Insecta, Lepidoptera, Pyralidae. Gene Ontology annotation, molecular function: protein binding. The transcript has 3 exons. The record is from RefSeq and is a predicted model, not a curated record.